Messenger RNA from Moesziomyces antarcticus, 1035 nucleotides. RefSeq names its product augmenter of liver regeneration. The record is from RefSeq and is a predicted model, not a curated record. The transcript has 2 exons. NCBI's taxonomy places the organism in Eukaryota, Fungi, Basidiomycota, Ustilaginomycetes, Ustilaginales, Ustilaginaceae. Gene Ontology annotation, cellular component: mitochondrion; mitochondrial membrane. Gene Ontology annotation, molecular function: flavin adenine dinucleotide binding; flavin-dependent sulfhydryl oxidase activity. Bases 1 to 1035 code for a protein of 344 amino acids.
AUGCCGACAUUCGAGUCGAAGCCAUUGCGCAAGUCCAGCUCAUUCGUGGCGAGGCUCGCUCCGCAAGUGCGUCGGAGACCUCUGCUCUUCUUUGGAAUCCCGUUUAUUGCCACCAUCGUCGGUGCGAGCUUUGGCCUGGCCAACUUGACCCAGACCCGCUACGACUACAAUGCAACCAAGGUGCAGACGAUAUCCAAGGAGGAAGAGCUGCGCAUGAAGAAGGACCGCAAGAGGAUCGACAUUCGCGAAGAGUACUUUAAACUGCAAUCCAAGCAGGAUGAGCUGGACGAAUGGGAGCCCAAGAGGAUCGAACGUCCCGAUGGCGUCGCAGAGUGGGGUGUGGCGCCUGCCAACUACCGAUCGAUCGAGGCCGAGGGGCUUUCACCUCGCGAUGCCGAGCAGGAGAAGAGCAAGGGAAUUACAGCGGAAAACGUGCAAUCGUCUCGAAAGCAGCCACCGGUGGUGCUUGGUCCGGAUGGCAAGCCUUGCCGCGCUUGCAACUCGAAGCUUGCCUUCGCCGCUGCCAUGAAGGGAGCGAAGCAACCAUCUAGCACAAAGACUGGCACAUCGUCGGGAGCGGUCAAGGCCGGAGCUGGUGCUGCACUCGCAACGUCUGCGUUGAGCACCAGCUCCGACGCCCCAAAAGAUCGAGCUUGCCCUCCGGACGGCGAGGAGCUGGGUCGGUCUGCCUGGAGUUUCUUGCACUCGGCCGCGGCCUACUUUCCCGAAGAUCCGUCCGCUCAGCAGCAGACAUCGAUGCUCGCUGUGUUCCGCGCGCUCCCUCACAUCUAUCCGUGCCACUCGUGUGCAGAAGCUCUGGGCGAAGAGUACAAGCGCGAGGAAAAGGAAGGUGGCUGGGAAGACCGCAGCUUGCGGCUGUCGGAGGCGGUGCGCUCGGGCCCGGCACUGCGCAAAUGGCUGUGUGGCAUCCACAACGAAGUCAACCAGCGUCUUGGCAAGCCUGCUUUCCCAUGCACCGAAGCCAAGCUCGCCGAAAGGUGGCUCGACGGUCCCGCGGACGGCAGCUGCGAUUGA